GAAAGGGUUUUGUCAAAACCGGUAUACACGAUCGACCGGUUUGAUCGAUAGCGGUAGCGAAGUUCUCGUGCAUCCUCGUGGGGCACAUGUUCCGGCAAUUGCUGCAUUCACUUUCACCUAGCUUAGUACAGUCGGGACGACGGAGUUCGCUCGCUUGCAGCACAAACCUUGCUCUGUUUUCAACGCAAACCACCGCCAAGAUGUCCCUGGAGGAAGCAAAAAAGUGUGCCGCGUACAAGGCGGUCGAUGAGUACGUGAAGGAUAAUACCGUCGUUGGGGUCGGUUCGGGCUCAACCGUGGUGUACGCGGUGCACCGGAUAGCGGAGCGGGUGAAGGCGGAAGGACUGAAGCUGGUCUGCAUUCCGACGAGCUUCCAGGCCCGGCAGCUCAUCAUCGAGCACGGGCUGGUGCUUGGCGAUUUGGAGUGCAAUCCCCGGCUGGACUGUGCGAUCGAUGGGGCGGACGAGGUGGACGCCAAGAUGGUUCUGAUCAAGGGUGGCGGUGGAUGUUUGCUGCAGGAAAAAAUCGUCGCCUCCUGUGCCGACCGGCUGGUGGUGAUAGCGGACUACACGAAAGACUCGGCCAAGCUGGGCCAACAGUACCGUAAAGGCAUUCCGAUCGAGGUCGCACCGAUGGCUUACGUGCCGAUCAAGGGCAAGGUGGAGUCGCGGUUCGGCGGUACGCUCAAGCUGCGGAUGGCCGUCGCUAAGGCGGGCCCCGUCGUCACCGACAACGGUAACUUCAUACUGGACUGGAGCUUCCCGGCCGAUAAGGAGCACGACUGGGACGCUGUCAAUCGGGAGAUCAUGAUGAUACCGGGGGUCGUUGAUACGGGGCUAUUCGUUGGCAUGGCGACCAAGGCGUACUUUGGCCAACAGGAUGGUUCGGUCACGGAACGGAGCGCCUAAUCUUGUGUUGUGUCAUUUGAUUGCUUUUUUUUAUUAUUAUUCCUAUCUUGGAGUUUUUUUCUUCUUCGUUCAUAAUAAAUAGAAAUAAUAUACAAGAGCGAA
Messenger RNA from Anopheles coluzzii, 1010 nucleotides. It is a transcript of the gene Rpi, whose product is annotated as ribose-5-phosphate isomerase. NCBI's taxonomy places the organism in Eukaryota, Metazoa, Arthropoda, Insecta, Diptera, Culicidae. The transcript is spliced from 2 exons. Gene Ontology annotation, biological process: D-ribose metabolic process; pentose-phosphate shunt, non-oxidative branch. The coding region runs from base 87 to 908 and encodes 273 amino acids. Gene Ontology annotation, cellular component: intracellular membrane-bounded organelle. The record is from RefSeq and is a predicted model, not a curated record. Gene Ontology annotation, molecular function: ribose-5-phosphate isomerase activity.